Vitrella brassicaformis is the source of this 2780-nucleotide messenger RNA. NCBI's taxonomy places the organism in Eukaryota, Vitrellaceae. The record is from the annotation of a GenBank genome assembly.
GUGCAUUGGAUUGCAAGCGAGGGCGGCCAAGGGCCACCCCCACCUCUUGCACUGCAGCCGGCAUGUCAUGUCCCUUCGUGUGCCUCCGCCCCGCCCGACACACCGGUGCGCGCAAAAACAGGCACGCACCGCACCGCACCAACGACCCUUCUUCUGAAUAUGUGUCUGUCUCGUCUCUCGCUCAUCCAUCCAUCCAUCCAGUCAUUCAGUCAGUCCGUCACGUCACGAAGAAACUGCUGGCGAGGUGAGGGAAACAGGAGGGGAGAGGGGGGAGCCAAUCCAAUGGAGAGAGAGAUAAAAAGAAGGAAGCUAGGCUAAGAACUGCACUGAUGGAUAUAUGCGAUACGGAGAUGGAUGGGUAGCAUAGCAAGGCAAAGCAAGUGGGUAGGAUACACACACAGGCACCGCACAUGGUACACACACAGACAGACAGACACAUACGUCACACACGGCACGCACGAGUAAGCAAGCAAGCAAGCAAGGCAAUCAUGUCAUGUCAACACAAAACUUCGUUCGUAACAACUGCGACAUUACAUUCCCUCCUCCCCUUGUCCCUCCAUCCCUCCCCUCCCCGCCCCACCAUCCAUAGGAUCAAUCAUCAAGCGGCCUGGCAGCACGAUGUCUGCUGCACGGGCAGGAUGCGCAUGUGCCGACUACUCUGCACACACACAACACAAGGCGAUGGCCAGUGUGUGUGUGGUUGUGUGUGUGUGUGUGUGUGUCUGAGCUGUGUGUCUGGUAUGGUAACCCACCCACCCUGUCGACGGUGCAGACGUCUGUGAGUGGUGGGCUGCUGAUGAGGUCGAUCAGCUUGGUGCAGUGGAACACCGUCUGACACAGCUCACGGUUGAACCUAGUAACACACACACAAACACAUAGCAACACCGCCCGCCACCACAAGUGCGUCCACAUUCCAUUCAUUCCGCCUUGUGUGCGCUCGCCCGCCCGCCCGGUCGGUGGGUCGCUCACUUGGCUUUGAUUUUCCUCUUGAGAGUGGAGAGGUUGAAGCCGUUGGGGUAGAGCACCAGCAGAGUGGCGAGGUAGCGCUUCAGCUCCUCCAGAUCGGUGAUGCAGUCCUUGCCGGCACGCUUCUGAUCAGGGAUACCCUGCCAUGGCCACACACACAACAAACACAAGCCACAAACCGUCUCUCUCUCUCUCUCUCCCUCUGUGUGUGUGUGUGUGUGUGUGUGCGAGUGUGUGUGUACCAGGUUGGCGUAGCAGACGUUGGAACAUGAGGCGACAGGUUUGAGGACGUUGUCCUCGUAUGCCAGCAGCCGCCGCCUCGAGAUCGCCAGCUGCACCAGGUGGCAAUACUCACCCAAACUCAUACCCCUGACAGACACGAACAAACAGACAGACCAAACACCACAUCCAAACCAACACACAUGCAGUGAGAUCAGAUUAUUGUGGCCCUCUUGUGUGUCUGUCUGUCGUUACUUGAAGAAGGGCAGCUCCAUCUUGCGCAAACUCUGAGCCAUCCCAUACCUGACAACACAGCACAGCCACCCACACCAACACAGAGAGAAGAGCAGCCCUCACCAUCAGUCCUUCCGCUAGAGGGCUCUCGUGUGGUGUGCAUUGUGAGAGCUGUGUGAUCUCACCGUCCGCCGACGAAGGAGUAGGCGACGGAGUCUCCACUGGUGAGUCGCUCUCGCAGCCACUGGGCGAAUUCGGUCCACAUGGCCUCGGCGUACUCGUCCUCCUCACUGUUCGGAUCAACCCAUCCCCGGAACCAAACGGGGGUCUCCUUCAGCAACACAGCCUGACCACACACACACACGGAUGGAUGGAUGGAUGAACCUUCUGUGUGUGUGAGAGAGUGUCCCCCGGGCCUCACCUCUUCGUCCUGUCCUGCGGGUGUGAGUACGACAUAGAUGUCGGGGAACAUGCGGUAGACGGUCAUGAACUGGGCCUUGACGAAGGCCGAGGCGCUGAGCUCGUGCAGCCGGCCCUUCAGAUUGAAGUACACCGGCACGAUCCGAUCUCGGUACAGCGACACUAUCGCCUCGUGCAGUGUCGACAGGUCGUCGUUCCGCAGCUGGAACACAGGCACCACCACCGACGGGGACCCGCUCUCACGGCUGCUGGUGCUCCCGGACGCCCCGCUAUGAGUCGAGCCGCCCCUGUUGGCCGACCCAUUGGGACUCGAGAACCGCCCUCGGCUCUUCCUCGGUGACACUGGGGGAGGGGGAGGCUGGGGGUACACGCCGCCAUACGACAGGUGCCUCACCAGAGGGGGUGCAGGGGGGGCGGGGGGCACCAGCUGCCGCUGCGUGGUCGCAUCGUGGUAUGACGGCCUCAGCGUGUCGGGCGAGCACAUGGUCAUAGUCCUCGGACGAUGGACGUGGUGAUGGGACUCGGAAUAGGCCCGAACGAGAGGCGGUGAUGGCUCGGGGAGGAUGCCACACUCGUGAGGCCUGCCAUCAGGGCAAAUCUCACUGGGGUGAGGCGGAGGGGGUGGCGGCUGCGACGGUGGACAGGGCGGCUGGUUGUUGGACGCAUAGACUCGCACGGACAGCGAGGGAGCCAUCACGGCAGCCGGGGGAGAUGGGGAAGGAUGCGGCAUCGAAUUCGAUUCGUCGUUGGACAACUACACCUUUGUCAAGUCGACUCCUCAGCGCGUCAGGCAUGCCCACGGCUCCGCCUCCACGUACCGCGGGUACUUCCGUGGAUAGGCACCGAAAUAGCCGAUCGACGCAAAGGCCAUCAAGACCAUAGUGGACGGCACAGGAUGAGGGCAGGCAUCUUGAGAACAGUCUAGUACAGCGAAGACAGCC